CGAUGUGUAAAACGAAUGCUCAGAGUUAGCAACGGACUGUGCAAAUGUAGAAAGUAAUUGUUUCCUUCAGAAUUAUAAUUCAUUGUUAUGCCGAAGACCUUAAGAUUUAGCAAGAUAAAACUUAGUCAUACUCUCUCACAAUUGUCGGGUGUAUUGAACAGUGUUGACAUGUGAAAUGCAGCCGCCUGUUGAAAUUAAACUUCUGUUUGUUGAUCUGCAAAAAGCACUGAGCAGCGCGUAGUCUGAAUCUAAAAAGAAAGUGGCUUUCAGCUACUCGACUAUCACUCGCAACUGAAUUGAUGCCGGAUACGAAUUGAAAAUUGCCAGACCUCCUCGGUGGAACGAGAGGACAUGUGAGAACCUAUAUCGAGACGAUAGGCCAACUAAGCGUGACAUAGGCUUGCCCUGACGCUAACAGAACUUCGAGUUUUCGCGCGCUAGUUUGAAGUUACAUACGAUUAGUAUGUGGAUACGUAUUUCUCAGAAGAUUAGGCUAGAGCGAAGUUGACGGCGAAAAGUGUCGAAAAUCAUGUUUAGAAGUCAAAUAAUAGUAAAUAUUGAUUAUAAAAGCGGCUAAGGAAGCCGACUUAUAAGAUGGGCUAUCUAACGCGAUAACGUGUGAUAACUGUUGAGGGAGUUACAAGUAAAGCACAAUGGAGAACAUAUGAAAGGCAGAAAGACGCUUACAAUAAAGCACAUUAGUAUAAUGAAAGCUAACGUUGCAUACAUACGUGUCUGUUGACAAAGUGGUAAAUAAGAGAAACGUGUGGUUGCGAAGUUUUUGAAUACGUUUUUGCAAAGACUUGUAGGGAUAAUUUGUGACUCUUCUCAGUAAGUCGUGCAGCCGUUUGCGAUGAGACGCGACCUUCUAUUAUCGCUCAUUUUAGUUGCGAUCGUUCCCAUAAGAGUCGGGGCAUCGAAAUCGGCGACUUCAAAAAAUGAUGACGAUAUUUGGUGCCAAAAUCCACACGGCAAAAAUGUGGAGUGGUUUAUCAUGUACAAGGCUCCGAAGACGGCUAGCACAAACAGAAGUAUGCAGCGCUACGAACUUCGUGGGUCAGAAUACGGAUAUUUUGACUCGGAAAAUCCCGCCGAUUCGCAGGCAUUUUUAGAUGGAGGAAAUAACAUCUAUUUGGAUCGAAAUAAUUCGCUGGCUAACACGCUCAGAAGGAUUUUCAGACAAAAUUCUAGCGACAAUGCGGAAUUAGUGUACAUUGUGUACAACGAUCAGCCCCCUCCAGGUAUGAGUAACUCAACUUCAAACGGUCAUACCAAAGGAGUUGUUAUUUUUGGAGCACGUACUGGACUCUGGAUCGUUCAUAGCGUUCCCCGAUUUCCUGAUAAACUCUUCACUGGAAAGUAUUCAUUUCCAAAUAGUGCUCGUGAAAAUGGCCAGACCAUUAUCUGUACUACAUUUAACAUCGAUAAGUUAAACACAAUUGCUGCGCAUCUUCGUAAGCAGAAUCCCACUAUGUAUGCAGCAAGUGCUCCGGCCGCGCUUCGUUCUAAGUACAAGGAGCUCGAUUUGCUUUUUAACAAGACUUUCAACCCUGAAGAGCCCUUUGUCGCCAUAGACGUAUUGCAAGCUAUCAAUGGCACUGCCUUCACAGCUUUCGCAAAAAAUGGACGUCUUAAUAAAGAUAUUUACUCGGGGGUACUGGCACCAACCCUGGAAACAAACCUCUUUGUAGAAUCGUGGCAAAAUGGAAACGGAGGUAAGCUUUUCCCAGAUCUUUUAGAUAAAUACAAGGUGGUCGACGUCAAGGAGAUUGCCCUCAGAGUAGGUCAGAAGGUUAUGCGCUGGAACAGUCACGAAGACCACUCAAAGUGGGCAAUCGGUAAUGAGACAGACUGGGUUUGCAUCGGAUCCAUCAAUCGCAUGAAAUCUCAAUUUAAACGCGGUGGUGAGACGUUAUGUUUGCAACACAGCGUUGUUCAUGGGCUGUUCGCAAAGGCGAUGGUGAAGCACGCGUCUUAUAGCAUCGACAAAAUAAGAACUUGCGGACGAGUUCUCUGAGUGUCUGCUCCACAAUGAAGCUGAUGCCAACUCAAAGAAGUCAGAUGAGCCAAGUGGGUUGAUUUCGCCGUCGAGUAGUCGAAAACAACAAGAGAGCUCCAGCAAACUGUGGGGGAAGCAAAAGAAAAAGCUUCUAACGGAAAUAGAGGGAACUCUAGCAGUGCUUGUAUAACUGAUAAACCCGGCAGGCAUCGGUUCCACAGCAGAUUUUUGUGCUGUUACAAUCUACUUAACCCAUGGACGACCGUUUAGCUUCACAAAAACUCUGAGUUCUAUGUAUAGUACGGACGCUGACUCGUCUAUUUUCACAAUAGGUGCAUUGCCAAAUAUUCUCAAAUUGCGCAGCGAAUGUUUAAGUAGUCGUAUUAAGAUAAUGUGCGGUAUAUUUGAAUACCUGUUAAAAGUGGCGAUUAAUAUCUUUGAAAUAAAAGAAACCAUUGUUCUUCAAAUGAAGCUCGAACCAGCCAUUUCUUAAAUACAAAAUCUUGUUAGCGACUGGGAAUGACUAGUAAAAAGCAUAUGUUUCACUUUAAAAGACUUAAGUGUAAAAACAUUUAAUUAUACCAAGAAGGAAAAGUAAAGGUAAAUAAAGUGACUACACCUAAAAGCAGAUUUGGAAUCUGCUGGUAAAACAUCACAUGAUGGUUAUAAGAAUACUACUUUAAAACUUGUCCAGUUAAAUGUUUUUUUAUGAACUACGGGAUUGAAAAUACUUGAUUUCAUUAAUGAAUCCAUUUAAACCGGCAGAACGAUAGUAUCGUUGGCUGUCUCUGUCAAUGUUCAUGAAAAAAAACUUCGAAGUGUGUUCAAUUCGAUCAUUUAAUAAAAUGACAUUUAUCGUAAACUUAGUUUCCGUUCCUAACAAUAACUGUGAAUAAAGAUUAACUAAAAUAUAUGUAUUUUACUCAGCUAAGGUUUUUUAAAGGCAAAGAUUUAUUUAAUUGGAGUAAUCUUUUUAACAAAUGGGGCCUCCCAAAUAAUGAACACUCAUGCAUUGUUUGUUAUGUUACAUAACAUAACAGGAUCCUUUGAAAAACAAGUGUCAAAGGCCGUUUUUGGUGACUUUUGUUUUUUUCAAUGAAUUUAACAAAAAUCUAGAAUACGGUGUUACGCGAAGCAGCACCGGUGUUGUUACACGCAUAGCCAGUCGAUAGAUGUCAAUUCAUCGAGUGCAUUUUGUGUCCAUAAAUCGGUGCCAAAUUUUGUACUUCUUGCAUUUUACUCAAUAAUUCUGCUCCAUUUUAAGGUCCUCGUGCUAACCAUUUAGAGCGACUUUUUUGAAAUAACUUUUCAAAGUGUUAUGUUCGAUGACAAACUCUUGUGGGCCAUAACCUCUCAAGAAUAGCGUCGUGUCCUAGUAGAACUAUCGUUGCCAUAUGUUUUCAAAGGGCAGUUUCCAUUAGUGGAACAACUGAAUUGCGAACUUGGGCGCUUUUACUUUUUGCGAACACCACGAUCAUACCUAAAGAACAAUGAAGACCUUGCCUUUAACCAUAGAAUUGAUCUAACAGUGCAAGGACAAGGUUGUUGGAAAUAAACAAUAUUCAUAUCUGGAGACGUAACCAUUCGUGUUCCCCAUUAUAGUGCGUAGAAGGUACUUCCUUAAAACGUUCGCACAAGCUAAGGCAAAUUGAAACCCGAACGGUCUGGCCAAGCAAUCUGGGUAGCAAAUAAAAUCGUAACACGUUUUCCCAUGUCAUCGAAUAUAACCAUAAGAAUUAUUCUCAGAUUAUGGACAUAAUAAUUUAUUUAACACCAUUUAAAUAAAUUUCGUGUUCGUUUACCAUCCUUGCACUCCGGCGAGACUAAGGCCGAGUUUAACGUUUCCAUAGGCGGUCAUAGGCCCGGCAGCAAAAGCUGGGGCGGUAACAACUUUAGCAACCUUGACGGGGGCG
Molecule: messenger RNA, 3912 nt
Organism: Varroa destructor (honeybee mite)
Lineage: Eukaryota; Metazoa; Arthropoda; Arachnida; Mesostigmata; Varroidae
Product: deoxyribonuclease-2-alpha-like
Biological process (GO): apoptotic DNA fragmentation
Molecular function (GO): deoxyribonuclease II activity
Source: RefSeq, a predicted model, not a curated record